CUUCGCUACUGAUGGCGGCCACACUCCCUGCAUCUCCUCACUCCAUCGGAGGCCUCCGCCGUUCCUUCACCGGAGUUCGCGCCACCUUCGCCUCCUCUGUAACUUCUCGCCGCUGCGAUUCUCAGCCACGUGUUCAAUUAUGCCUCAAGAAGGAAGGAAGAACACAAAAGAAACAGAAUUGGCAAUGUGCAUUUGCAUCGAAUACGAAUCCAAGCCCUUCUGAAGAAAGAACUCAGGGCCCUCCAUUGCUCACCAUUUUAGCAGAAAUGAACACUCGGAUAUUGGAAUGACUCCUAGUCGGAGGCUUGGCCGUUGCUUUCGUGGCUGCCUUUAUCAACCACUGGUGUGAAAUUGCGUCUUUCAUCGGAUGUUGCUGUAAUAACUGGCAGCCAGACAUCUGCGGUGGAGCUU
Messenger RNA from Andrographis paniculata, 411 nucleotides. RefSeq lists its product as uncharacterized. NCBI's taxonomy places the organism in Eukaryota, Viridiplantae, Streptophyta, Magnoliopsida, Lamiales, Acanthaceae. Bases 12 to 290 code for a protein of 92 amino acids. The record is from RefSeq and is a predicted model, not a curated record. The transcript is spliced from 3 exons.